Messenger RNA from Mycotypha africana, 1275 nucleotides. RefSeq lists its product as uncharacterized. Gene Ontology annotation, cellular component: mitochondrial matrix. The coding region runs from base 1 to 1275 and encodes 424 amino acids. Gene Ontology annotation, molecular function: protein binding. The record is from RefSeq and is a predicted model, not a curated record. Lineage: Eukaryota; Fungi; Mucoromycota; Mucoromycetes; Mucorales; Mycotyphaceae. The transcript is spliced from 6 exons.
AUGUUGACAAGACGCUUAACAACUAAAAGCGCAACACUUUUAUUAAGCGCACGCUUCUCAAAAUCAAGCUGUAUACAUAGGUGUGUUUCAACUACACCUACUCUUCAAUUUCAAGAAAAAGAUAAAUUUCACGAAGGCGACCAUUACUGCGCUGUUCCUCAUCGCAGCUAUGUAGAAUUGGAAGGACCGGAUACAGCCAAAUUUUUACAAGGUUUGAUAACUAAUCAUAUGCCAAAAAUAUCAGUUGGAGGAGAUGGAUUUUAUGCUGCCUUUCUGACACCCACUGGUAGAAUGUUGUAUGAUACCUUUAUUUAUCCCGUCAAUGUCGGUGUCAAUUUUCCUCAUCCUCGAUUUAUCAUUGAAUGCCCUACUGCCAGCAAAGCAAACUUCAUUCGACAUAUAAAGCGGUAUAUUUUAAGAGCAAAAGUAAAAGUGAGAGAUUGUUCUGAGGAAUACACACUUUGGAAUAUUUGGUCCGAUAAGAAUAAGAGAUUAUUGAUGGAUACGAGCAGCCUUAAUAGUAGUAGUAGUAGUAUUAGUGGCCAUAGUAGCGGUAGUGGUCCUUUGUCCGAUGGCGAUCCUAUUUUAAUCAAAAAGGAUAGACGAUUGACAGAUAUUGGUUGUUUUGAUCCGAGAGUACCUGGAUUUGGCUAUAGGGCACUUGUAAAAGCGAAUGAAGAUAUUGAAAACAUUUUACCAUCCUCUGGAGACUUUACAAAGUUGGACUCGGAUGAGUAUACAAUUAGACGUAUUCUACAUGGUGUGCCAGAGGGUGUGGAUGACUUUUGGCCAGAAUCUUCGUUACCGUUAGAGUCAAAUCUUGAUUAUAUGAAUGGAGUUGAUUUCCGUAAGGGCUGUUAUGUUGGCCAAGAGUUGACCAUUCGAACCUAUCACACAGGCGUUGUGCGUAAACGUAUAGUGCCUGUACAGAUUUACAAGAAAGACGAAGCUGUGCCUGAAAGCCUAAGUGUGGAUCGAAACCACUCCUUCCCAUCCGAUAUACUACCACCGCAGACCGAUAUCAAAUUGGAUGGCGCAUCUACAGAGGAAGCUACGACAAAGACUCGUAGUAUUGGCAAGCUGUGCUCAGGCAUACAUAAUAUCGGGUUAGCUCUGAUGCGUUUAGAGCAUGUAAAGUCUGUUACUUCUGGAGAGAACGAGGAGGAAUCUCAAAAGAAUACCUCUUUUAUGAUUCCUAAUAAUGAGUCUAUUCGUCUCAAACCUUUUAUACCUGACUGGUGGUCUGAAAAUACAACACCACAAUUUAAUCAAUAA